UCAAUCUCCUCUUAUCCAUCUCCAAUCUUGGCAGUCAAAGAGGGCGAUCGUUUUCUUUUUUUUUUUUCUUGGUUUUAUAUCGCUCGAAUAAUUCUUGAUCCUUCUCUGGAUCUCUGAGCAAUCAAAGAUCCUAUCUGCUCCAUGCCCUAAUUAGUUUUCGAGGCCCUUCUCCUUGCAGUUUGAUGAUCUGCACCUGUUCAACUCGAAAGUAAUCAGAUCGCAAGCGUUGGUGCAAGAAUGAUUGCACCAGGCACUACUUCGAGAUUUCUUGGUUCUUUAGAAAGAUCGCUCAUCUUCUUGAACAACAUUAUCCAUAGGUCAGCUCCGCGGUGAAAUUGGUAGUCUGAAUCAAAAUGCCUCCCGGAGAAGGUACUGCGAGCCUUGACGUCGACAUGGCUAAAAAGCGAUCAGAAGUAAUAGAGUGGCUCAACGGUCUGUUCCCAGACUUUAGCAUGGCUCCAGAUGCAUCGGAGGAAGAAUUGAGAGCAAAGCUGUUCGAUGGUGCUGUGUUUUGUGCUAUUUUGAGGAGACUGGGUCCCCGUCACAUGGAGGAGACAAAGAGUGGUGGUUGUUCUCCCUCAGGAACACGCUUGGAAAAUAUAAAGAAGUUUAUAUCAGUUGUAGAGCGUAUGGGUUUGCUCAGUUUCAAAGUGUCAGACCUAGAAAAGGGACCCAUCUCUGCAGCAGUAGAGUGCCUUUGGUCCCUUAGGGAUCGCUUUAACUCUGAUCUUGGUGAAGAUAGGGGUACAAAUUUGCCAGCUAAAUGGGUAAUCGAAGCAAAGAAGAAGUUGGAGGCCAUGGAUGUUUUACGAGGAGAAAACACUCUAAGUGGACAACAGUCUCCAGUUUUAGGAGAGGAAACGAGACCGAGCCUAACAGAAGCCAAACUUCAGCAUGUUCUAAGCAGUCCUGUUAUGUCAGAGCCAAUAUCUGCUCUCUCUCAUCAUGCUGGACACAAGUUUCAUGAAGUUUUCCAGUUAAAACAGGGGCGCUAUUCUGAUCUUCCUCCAGCUAAGAUUUCAGAAAUGAUGAAAUCAAACAGUUUAGAUAAUGCCCCCACCCAGUCACUUUUAAGUGUUGUGAACGGGAUUCUUGAUGAAAGCAUUGAGAGAAAGAAUGGGGAAAUACCUCAUCGUGUAGCAUGCUUGUUGAGAAAAGUGGUGCAAGAGAUUGAACGGCGUAUUUCAACUCAGGCAGAGCAUAUUCGAAAUCAAAAUAAUCUUAUCAAAGCACGCGAAGAUAAGUAUCAAUCAAGAAUCAAAGUGCUUGAGGCACUAGCAACUGGGACAAGUGAAGGAACCCAGAUAGCGAUGAAUCGGCAGAUAAAGAUGGAGAAAAACAAAAUUGAAGAAAGAAACAAAGUUGGGGAUGACGAUGUUGUUAGGUUGAUGAAGGAGAAGGAGAAUAGUGAUAAUAUGGUUUCAAAACUUAAGGAGGACUUGGAAACAACAAAAAAGUCGUAUGACCAACAGUGUCUGCGAUUGGAAACUAAGGCUAAGGAAACUAAAGAAGAAUUAGAGCAGAGAAUAAAGGCGGUUGAAUUCCUUUUAGCAGAGUCAAGAAAGAAGACAAAAGAACUUGAGACAUUUUCAGAAUCAAAAUCUCAAAAUUGGAAGCAGAAGGCUAAUGUCGUCCACAAUAUCAUGGAUUUACAGCUACAGUCAGUGCAGGACUUGAGGAUGUCUUCUACUUCCAUUAAGAACACAGUCAUAAACACCCAAAAGAGGUGGUCUGAAGAAUUUACUACUUUUGCUCAGAAGCUGAAAGUAAUAACAGAUGCUAUCAAAAACUAUCAUACAGUUCUUUCAGAAAACAGGAAAUUGUACAACGAGGUUCAGGAAUUAAAAGGCAACAUCAGAGUUUAUUGUCGGAUAAGACCAUUUCUUACCGGAGAGAACCAAAAGUCGACUACCAUAGAUUAUAUUGGCGAGGAUGGUGAACUUGUACUUGUAAACCCCUCCAAACAGGGAAAAGAUGGACGAAAGAUGUUCAAAUUUAACAAGGUUUAUGAUCCAGCUGCUACUCAAGAGGAAGUCUUCUUGGAUACCCAGCCUUUAGUACGAUCAGUUCUUGAUGGCUACAAUGUAUGCAUCUUUGCAUAUGGUCAAACUGGAUCAGGAAAAACCUACACAAUGACUGGGCCUAACUCACCGACUGAGAAGGAGUGGGGUGUAAAUUAUCGAGCUCUGAAUGACCUUUUUCACAUUUCUCGGUCUAGGAGAGACACUUUUAUGUAUGAUGUAGGUGUUCAGAUGGUUGAAGUAUAUAAUGAGCAAGUCCGCGAUCUCCUCAGCAGUGAUGGUUCCCAAAAGAGACUUGGGAUUGUAACUACUUCCCAGCCCAAUGGCCUUGCAGUCCCCGAGGCAAGUAUGUAUCCUGUUCAAUCAACCUCAGAUGUGAUGGAUUUAAUGCAAACAGGAUUAGCAAACAGGGCUAUGAGUGCCACUGCUCUCAAUGAAAGAAGCAGUCGGUCACACAGUAUUGUGACCGUUCAUGUUCAAGGAGUGGAUUUAAAGAAUGGAGCUACUUUGCAUGGUUCCCUUCAUCUGGUAGAUCUUGCUGGAAGUGAGAGAGUUGAUCGUUCUGAAGUUACUGGGGACAGGCUCAAGGAAACGCAGCAUAUCAACAAAUCUUUGUCUGCUCUUGGGGAUGUCAUAUUUGCUCUAUCACAGAAAAGCGCUCAUGUACCAUAUAGAAACAGCAAGCUUACUCAAGUCCUGCAAAGCUCUUUAGGCGGACAUGCAAAGACUCUAAUGUUUGUACAGAUAAAUCCUGAUGCGGGUUCGUAUUCGGAGACUUUAAGUACCUUGAAGUUUGCUGAAAGAGUCUCAGGAGUGGAGUUAGGAGCCGCACGGAGCCAGAAAGAUGGCAAGGAUGUCCGUGAUUUGAUGGAACAGGUGGCAUCUCUUAAAGAUACAAUAGCAAGGAAAGAUGGAGAAAUUGAACAGUUGCAAUUACUCAAAGAUAUUAAGAAUCAGUCUCCUAGGGUAAAUAGUGAAAGACAAGGUGGCGAUACAUUAAAGCAUUCAUCCUCUUCUCCUAGCAUUUCAUCACGAAGUGGGGCUGUGCAACAGGGCCGGAGAUUGUCAGGUGGGAAAGUAGUGAUUUCUAAUAAUAAGGCGGUUUCAGAUCCUGAAAAUUACUCAGAGCACAGUGAUAAGCAGUCUGAAUCUGGUUCACAUCAGUCCAUAGAUGAUUUGAAGUACCAAAAGGAGAUUUCAGGCCAACAAAAGCUCGCUGAAAGUGACAUAGGUCAGAGUUCUGCAGAUCUUGAACUUUUGGGCUUUGGUGAUGCCGUUUCAGAGGAACGACUAAGUGACAUAUCCGAUGGUGGUACAGAAACUGAUGGUUCAAGCAGUGUCGUUGAGUUCGCCCUCUUCCCUGAACAAGGCAAACCAGCAGAGGUCACAAAAGAGAAAAUGCCAAAAGUUCCAACUCGAAUACCAAAACCACCUCCACAAAAGAUUGGGCAAACAACAUCAACACAGCUAAAACUAAAAGAGACUUCAAAAUCAACAAGUUUAAGAAAAAGCACAGGCAGCCAAGUGACAGCAUCCUCAGCCAAGCCUGCAAAACAUUGGCAGUAGUUCAAGUUUUUCUGCAAUUGCCCUUUUUUCUAUACUAAUAUAAUUUUUUAAGGGAUUUCAACAGCCUUAAAGCAUGUUUCUCUAACAACCAUGAUGUUUGUAGCUUGCUUUCUGAUUCCACAGUGCCAAGUGAUGUCCUGCAUUCUUCGAAGUGUGUAGUUUAUGUAACUCACAAUUCAUUAUAAGUUGAUCAUCAUCUAGAUGAUCUUCUGUUUUUUAAAAUCAAGAUAUUGGCAUGUCAAUGUUAGCAUGAAAUGGUUUCAUUGUGACCUUGUCGAUUCAAGGCCAACCCCAAUUAUUCUUUGGGUUAGAGUUUGUACCUCCAGUACAUCAUCAGUUCAUGCAAAACAGAUGAAAUGUUGUAAGUUGUCUUAGAAAAUUACUUUGGUCAGGGAUGUGUUUAUGGGAUGCUUAUUGAUGAUAAGGACAUGGAUAUUGCCAAAAGAAAUUUGAUAAAAAUCAUGAAAAUUGACCCUGGUGGCCUACGGCAUGACACAAUCAUCUCUUGAUUGAAAAGCCGAGGGAUGAAUAUGCUGGUUUGCGAUAUUUCGAAACUUCCAUGUCUACAAGUUAGGUGGGGGAAGAAGAAAAAGUUGAAAAAUGAACAGUGUGGUUGACUUUCUCAGACUGCGACGUGUUGGUUAAUAUGAGAUCCAAAUCCAGAUUUUGUGCUGGACCAGGGACUCAUGUUACAACUAUCACCUUUGGUUUUGCUCACAAACUCUACUCUGGUGGUGAAGCCAAAACUAUCAAACUAGAUUCAUGACUGGCUUAACAAGUAUGCUUUACCUGAAAGGUGAAAGAUAAAUUGGAGAAAGAAGAUUGUGGUGCAGAUGGCUUUGUUGGUAGCUUCUCAAAUCGUACUGGUUUCUGUUUAUGCUGUUAUUAUUAUUAUUGUUAUUUAGAUAUUGUAGGGAGUUGUUAUAUUUGAUUAGUUCAACUCACAUUUCAUGGCAGAAAUUUGAUAAAAGACAUUGGCUGUUUCUUUUUGAGCAAUGGUUAUGGUUAUGAUACAUUUUAAAACCUGGUCAAUUUAUAGUCUUUCUACAGAUUUUACUCGUUAUCUUGCAGGAGAUAAUUCAUCUGAUGCACGAUCUAGGCAGUAUGGACGCAAUAUAUAACUGCUUAUCGUGGUAGUUUAUGUAGGGAAUUAUAGAAUGAAAGGAUGGUGUUUUCAGAAAGAUUGCAAAGUGCAGCUACUUUUGCUGUAUUGUUCUUCACUCAAAAACACUUCUUCUGUAUCGUUCAAAAACAUCUUGGUUUUCCACCAGCAUUUUCACAAAGCAUAGAGACCCAAAUAUUUGGACCAUGUCUAAGCACUGGUUCAAAACCUGAGUUUCCAAGAGGUUUUGGUUCUUGAAUCACCUGAAAACUCUAUGGUCAAUUCCGAGGCUGAUUUCAGCUGAAUGCUUGCGAUCCUGGUUUUGAUGAUGCUCUGUUUACGUUGAUGAAAGUCCAUUGUUUUGGGAGUGUUGUUUCAAUGCCUUGCAUAGCUGGGUCUUUCUUUGAUGUUAUUAUUUGUUUAGGUUCGGGAUUGCGACUGUAUUUUGUAGUUCUCUUGAUGUUUUGAACCUCUCUGGAUGUCAUUUAAAUUUCUAAACGAAACAGAGUUGAGUAUUUUUAUUUAUUUUUUGAUUUCUAAAAAUAACCGUGGGGCACCAGCAAUCAAUUGAAAGAAAUGACAUGAGAAUUAUCGCUGUCGAAUGCUUGGUAAAGCACAUUCAAGACACAAAUCUGCAACAAGCUCGGAAUGGAGGAUGGGUGCAACUCUGAUCGCGGUGCGAAACAAGUUUUAUACACCAAGUUUUAUACACCGAAGAUUCCGGCAUGUUCAACAAAUUUCCAUUUGUCCAUAGAGAAUCUCUCACUACCAUUCCUCUCUUCUCCGAAAGAGAUGAUAUUGUUGUUAGUUCAGCGAAGGGCUGGGGUUGGUUGGGCCAUCAAGAGAACUCUGCUGCUAAUUGGAAGUUUAUGUCUAGUCCCGAACAACUCCUAGUGGGAAUUCAGAAAACUAUCGCUCUAAUUUCAGUAAUCCAGUAACCCACAUGAAAAAACUUGCCUACAAAUGCUAGCUGUAUCUAAAUUGCACGGUUGAAGCAGCUCAUACAUGGUUGCAUAUAAAGACUAGCAGCAUCGCAGGGGGAGACGUUACAGUGAGCUGGUCGUUGCUCAUUCAAAAUACCGCCGUUCUACCACCUUACUACCUCGAGGCAUCCCAAAAAGUUCUCUGGGCUCAUGGAAAAUGAAGUUUAUGCAUAGAUAAGAUUAGGAAGUGGGAUAAAAGACCCUAUAAAUUCCACAGUAUCGAGUCCUGUGGAUGACGGAUCCACCCAUUACAAACACUUAGAAAGCCUUUUCUGAUUAAUGGCUUGUGGAGUUACAUAUUACGGUAUGUAAAGGGUCACAACUAAGGACUCAAUAUUGUUUCUCACUUGACACCCAGUAGCAAGCAGCACUGCAAUCUGCUGUCAGGGAAUCUCAAAGCCUUGCAUGCGCAGACCAUCUCACGCUAGAGGAAGCCGUCGCCAAUAUCUUCAAGCGUGCCUUGUUAUGGAGUUGGAGAGGUAAGCUAACUCUAGCUGGAAGUGGUGGAAGGUGGUGAUCAACAGGGUCUGAAGCUCGAGGAGGAAUUGAGGGAGAUUCCUGAUUGGAGGGACGCAGAGAGUGAAGGGGCAGAGCAGGAAUCCCAUGGCAAACAUCACUGGAAACAUUGUAGCCUGCUCUUCCCACAGUCUGCCCCACGGCCUCCGUCGUUCUCCUCUGGGCUGGUAGUCUUUCCUGGCGCCUUUGAGAAUCCCCUGGUGAACCGUGGAAUUAGGUUUCAGCGAUGAGCGGGGACGAGUGUUAGUUAUGUUUUGCUGAGUGAUGACUGGCGGGUGCCAGCUGCCGUUCCUCGCACCUAAAAUGGAAGGUGUACAGCCAUGGUUUAACCGUCCAACGCCUAAAAUGUGGCCCAAGACACUCAGCGGGUCCGCUUUUAGCCAGCAAAAAAAUAAAAAAUUAAAAAAUUAAAAAAAAAAAAAAUGGUAGGAGAUGUAUUUUGAUGUCAAAAACUAUUUUGAGAUAGAGCAGCGGUUUGAAUUGCUUCAUUUGUAGCAAAUCAUUCUGAGAAGUUAAUUAACUGAUAAAAAGGAGCUGCCUAAAGCCGCUGUUAUUUUCUGAUUUUUUUGAAUGUAUUUGUACUAAAUCUAUCCGGGCAUCCAUUGUGGCCAAAAAAAAAAAAAAAAA
Messenger RNA from Phoenix dactylifera (date palm), 6815 nucleotides. Lineage: Eukaryota; Viridiplantae; Streptophyta; Magnoliopsida; Arecales; Arecaceae. The record is from RefSeq and is a predicted model, not a curated record.